CUGCAGGAAACAUGGAACUUGACCACUCCAUUUCUUCAGUUAGACCGCAUGCCUCAAGUUCCCUCACUGUCCGAAGGACUGGCCUCCGCAGUGUAGCACCCCAGCUGGACGUGGCCUGCUCAGUACAGGCCUGUCCCCUCCCUCCUUCCAGAACCUGCGCUCCUACUAAGGCAACCUGCAUGUUUGGCCGGCCACUCCUGCAGGGACACACCCGGAGCGUGCCCCAAGUGGUCCCCGACGCGACGCAGGUGCCGUACUCCUCUCGUGGAGGCAGAGACGGAGGUGUCUGCGGUGUUGCUGUGGGCUACCCCCUGGACACGGUGAAGGUCAGGAUCCAGACGGAGCCCAAGUACAAGGGCAUCUGGGACUGUGUCCGGGACACGUAUCACCGGGAGCAGCUGCGGGGCUUCUACAGGGGCCUCUCACUGCCCGUGUGCACCGUGUCCCUGGUCUCCUCCGUGUCCUUCGGCACCUACCGCCACUGCCUCGCGCACAUCUGCCGGGUCCGCUACGGCAGCGCUGACGUCAAGCCCGCCAAGACCGACAUCACGCUCUCGGGGUUUGCCUCCGGCCUCGUCCGCGUGUUCCUGACCUCGCCCACCGAGGUGGCCAAGGUCCGCCUGCAGACGCAGACGCAGGCGCAGCAGCGGCGGCGUCCCUCGGCCUCGGGGCCCUUGGCCACGCCCCCCACGUGCCCCGUGCCCCCCGCGGGUCUGCCGGCCGGGCCCAAGUACCGCGGGCCGCUGCACUGCCUGGCCACGGUGGCCCGGGAGGAGGGGCUGCGUGGCCUCUACAAGGGCAGCUCGGCCCUGCUCUUCCGGGACGGGCACUCCUUCGCCACCUACUUCCUCUCGUACGCCAUCCUCUGUGAGUGGCUGACUCCUGCCGGCCAUAGCAGGCCAGAUGUCUCGGGCGUGCUGGUGGCCGGUGGCUGUGCGGGGGCGCUGGCCUGGGCCGUGGCCACGCCCAUGGACGUGAUCAAGGCGCGCCUGCAGGCGGACGGCCGGGGCCGCUGUCGCUACCGGGGCCUCCUGCACUGCGUGCUGACCAGCGUGCGGGAGGAGGGGCCGCGCGUGCUCUUCAAGGGGCUGCUGCUCAACUGCUGCCGUGCCUUCCCCGUCAACAUGGUGGUGUUCGUGGCCUACGAGGCCGUGCUGAGGCUCACGCAGGGCCUGCUCACAUAGCUGGUGCCCCCCACCCACCCCAGGCCGGGGGGCGCCAACCUGCCAAGAGCUCCCAAGGGGGCUGCAAGGAGCUAGAGGAGGCGGAGGGGAGUGCGAGGGUCUGGACCCAGGGGGCUAAUACCCGCCGGCCCGGCCAGGGCCUGCCCGCCCGGCGACAGACCAUGAGGGGAGGUGGGGGGCCCUGCCUGCCGCUGGCUCGGUUGACCUGAGGGUCAGAGCCAGGAAGGAGCGGCAGGCCCCUGGGGAUAAGGAUGUGUUGGCCCAGGGCUGUCUGUGCAUUUGGUUGGUGGGUCCGUCCCUGGCUUCCCUUUCAGCCUUCCCCGCCGCCCUGGGUCCUCAGGGCACCCCUGCGUCCAGCUGACACCCCCUCCUGCACCCCACCCUCCUCAGUCAGCUCUCCCUGCUCUGUGGGCCGCCCUUCAGGCCUGGGACCCGGGCACAGCCGUCGGGCGCCCGCCGGCGCGGUCCCUGCACCAGGCAGCCCCGGGAGCUUAGUGUGAGGCCUGGUCCCCCUUGUUCCACCUGCAGAGCCAGGACUCAGCGGGGAGCUGUUGCUAAUAACACGUUUUUCUCAGGCUGCUCA
This is a messenger RNA of Cervus elaphus (red deer), 1767 nucleotides long. RefSeq names its product solute carrier family 25 member 47 (gene SLC25A47). Gene Ontology annotation, cellular component: mitochondrion. The transcript is spliced from 6 exons. Gene Ontology annotation, biological process: transmembrane transport. The record is from RefSeq and is a predicted model, not a curated record. Gene Ontology annotation, molecular function: transmembrane transporter activity. Lineage: Eukaryota; Metazoa; Chordata; Mammalia; Artiodactyla; Cervidae. Bases 12 to 1184 code for a protein of 390 amino acids.